UCCAUCAAUUGCAUGGUGGUCUCAUUUUCACCCUUUCUAUUUCGUUUGGUGGUACCCAUUUCCAUCUCACCAACUCUCAAAAACCCUCCAAGUCAUCCCCUCAUCCAGAUCAAACCAUUGCGUUGGACUCCAAUCUGAACGAAGGACGGAUCAAACACCGCCGCAAUGUCGACCCCAGCCGUCAACAAACCCGUUGACAUCAAAACCAAAGAUGCGGAUGUCAACAACAAGUUACAGCUAUAUGGCAUCUACACUGCCCUUUCCCAAGGCAAAGUCCCCUCAAACAAACAGAUUGACAUCGCUCUCAACAGUGUCAUCGAUUCCAAUGCCCUGGCUAGCCCGUCAGGGAAGCUCUCUCCCGAGGGUCGGAAACUCGUUGGCGAUCUGCGAGCUGUCAUCCAGAAGGCGAAGCUCCUUGUCCUCAUGAAGAACGACGGCAAUCUGCUUCAGGACUUCAUCUGGCAGACGCAGCAGUUUCAUACAGGCGGUGCGAAGGCGCCUGGUGCACCAGUUGGUAGGGAGACCGCGAAACAGGAGGGAGAGGAGGCACUAGAGGGCUUGAGGAUGCUUGGGACUUUGUUGAUCUCGAAUGGACAGUUUAGGAAGCUCUUGAAUGAUGCCGCUUUUCUUCUUCGGUCCAUGGCCGGUGAUGCUGCUUCCAAUGCUGCCACUCGGGUCAACCCGUCUCAGGACCAGCUUGACCAGAUUGACCAACCGGCAGAGGACAACACCUGGCGCGAAGUUCCUAAUGUUUCUCGUUCCAGCAUCCAGGACCAGGUGAGGGCAGCCUACCAGGAAAACAAGCCUUUCGGCAAGGAAGAGGCCAACCAGGCCGCUAGUAAUGCCGCUCACGCAGCAACUGGCACUCGUGAUCCUGCACAGGGUACUCAAAUUGCUCAACAACAGGGAGCUGUCGAUGCUCCAAGUGGCGCUACUGCAGCUACUCACACCCUCCAAGGCGCUGUGGACCAGAAUGUUCCCGACGAGACCAAGGAGAAUACGAAGGAAACGAAAAAGAAGUGGCAAGAGUCUAGUAGGAACUAUCUCUCCGGCAAGAUGCCCAAGGAGCGACGCGAGCAGACCAUUUGGCGUCUCAAGAAGAUGGUGGUCGAAAUUCAAGGCCAUCAAGACUACCAGCGAGCAAUCGAGACUCUCCUCCGUCUCGCCGAGAAUUACAAGGGCCACGCUCGCUCAAUGACCAAAGAGGGGACGAGCACUGCCAAAGGUGUUCACUCAAAUGAUAGCCUAUCGAUGGCGGAAGCUGACUUGAAGACUCUGAUCGAACGUUUUGCCAACUCCACCUCCUUCGAUGACCUCUUCGAUGCCAUCAAUCAGAUCUACCGCGAUGCCGACAACGACAAACAGCUUCGUGGCUGGUUCCAAGGCAUGGACCAUUUCGUCCGACGAUGCCUGCAAGAGCAAGGAUUCAUCAUGCAAGAUGAGGCUAAUGAGGAAUGGGACCGUCUCUAUGACCAUGGAAACUAUCUCCUUCGCGACAAGUACCGAUCUCACACCGACCGUGUGCUUGACGAGAUCAAAUUCUUCAGCACCCAGUUCGAAGAGGACCCGCAGAACAAAGCGUUCGGCGACAGUGUCCACAAGCUGUUCUCCGAUCUUGCCAAUGAUGAGAAUGGCAAGCAUGCCCUGAAGCCUCAUCUCUUGAAGGAUCUCACCGAGGUCAUUAUCCCGGGAUUCCUCGAAAACGUUCGCUAUGUGCCGAUUCCGCGCAUCGAAUUCUCCGAUAGCCAGGUGGAUGUCGUGGUUGAGAACCUGAUCAUUGAGAGCGACAACUUGGCCCCCAAUGUGGUGGAGUUCACCUCCGACAACUACUUCCGAUGGGGACGUAAGAAGAUCGCGAGCAGGAACAAGAACCAAGUCACGCUCCACGUUUCUGGCGUCCAGAUGGACCUUCGCGAUGUGAGCUUCUAUGUCAAACGGAAGCAGGGCUUCCCCUCCAUCACCGACACCGGUGUUGCCGAUAUCUUCCUCCCGGGCGAUGGUCUCUCAUUCAAGAUUGAUAUGGAAACUGCCGACGACCUGCGUGGUCGCCACAAGUUCUUCAAGGUGAAUAGGGUGAGGGUUGACAUCAACGGCUUCGACGUCAAGCUCAAGCGAUCCAACCACAAGCUCCUCUUUGCUCUUGUGAAGCCCCUACUCUUCAAAGUCAUGAGGCCUGCCUUGACCAAGAUCAUUGAGAAGCAAAUCAAGGACUCCGCAAACCAACUCGACGGUUUCCUGUACGACAUCCACACGGAAGCCAAACGUGCUGAGGCCGACUAUAAGCGGAACCCUGACCCGGAACAAGCUCGCAACAUCUACCAACGCUACGCCGACGCCGCGAACAAGCGCUUCAUGCAAGGCAAACGGAAGGCCGAACGGGCCAAAGCAGCCACGGAAGACAAGAAGGUCAACAUGGCCGUCACACAGCAAGAGAGCAUCUUCCCGAACAUCAAAUUGCCUGGCGGCAUCUCGACCAAGGCCACCGAAUACAAGGAACUCGCUGGCCGAGGCGAAAAGUGGGAGAGCCCUGUGUUCAGCAUCGGCUCCGCCAGGGAAACGACUGGCGUCCCAAAGAUCUCGAAUAUCAGGAGAAAGGGUGGUGCUGCGAAGGUCCAAAGGGACAGGGGCGGUCAGGGUGCCACCGGUCACCUUGGUCAGACCGCGGAGAGCUACAGGACCGAUGCGAACCAGGCAUUCCAAACGAACCCGUCCGCCCAGCCACAGGGAACCGGACCACAUGGAGACCUGGUGCAUGGAAACCUAGUACAGGAAGCCAUGCCAAAGGAAGGUCUGGCUCAGGAAACCCUGCCGCAGGGAAUCGUACCACAGGGGAGCGUGCCCCAUCCCCAGGCGUCCCACCUCCCAUGAUCGAAAUACUCUCCGAAAUCAGUCGCAUGGGUAGCUCAACCAAGGCU
Eremomyces bilateralis CBS 781.70 is the source of this 2915-nucleotide messenger RNA. RefSeq lists its product as uncharacterized. The record is from RefSeq and is a predicted model, not a curated record. The coding region runs from base 166 to 2868 and encodes 900 amino acids. The transcript is spliced from 4 exons. Lineage: Eukaryota; Fungi; Ascomycota; Dothideomycetes; Eremomycetales; Eremomycetaceae.